Molecule: messenger RNA, 3589 nt
Organism: Liolophura sinensis
Lineage: Eukaryota; Metazoa; Mollusca; Polyplacophora; Chitonida; Chitonidae
Product: ras-related C3 botulinum toxin substrate 1
Exons: 5
Coding region: 113-691 (192 amino acids)
Biological process (GO): small GTPase-mediated signal transduction
Molecular function (GO): GTPase activity; GTP binding
Source: RefSeq, a predicted model, not a curated record
UUGCUUUCGUGAAAAAGGGUGUUGCUUCGAGCCGUACUGCUAUAGUCGAGAGAAGACAGAGUGACGAGUGACAGAAGGGCACCCAAAUCGCGAUUGUCGGAAUAUUACCAAGAUGCAGGCUAUAAAAUGUGUGGUUGUUGGUGACGGAGCUGUUGGUAAAACCUGUUUACUCAUCAGUUAUACCACUAAUGCUUUCCCUGGAGAAUAUAUACCCACAGUAUUUGACAACUACUCUGCAAAUGUUAUGGUAGAUGGUCGACCUAUCAAUUUGGGAUUGUGGGAUACUGCUGGACAGGAAGAUUAUGACAGGCUGCGACCCCUGUCAUAUCCUCAAACAGAUGUCUUCCUGAUAUGCUUCUCCCUGAUUAGUCCGGCCAGCUUUGAAAAUGUUAGGGCUAAGUGGUUUCCAGAAGUCAGCCAUCACUGUCCUAACACCCCAAUCAUUCUCGUUGGUACAAAGCUGGAUUUGAGGGAAGACAAAGAGACAAUAGAAAAACUUCGUGAAAAGAAACUCACUCCCAUUGCAUACCCUCAAGGUCUCGCUAUGUCUAAGGAAAUAGGGGCAGUGAAAUAUUUAGAAUGUUCAGCUCUUACACAGAAAGGUUUGAAAACAGUUUUUGAUGAAGCCAUUAGAGCAGUAUUAUGCCCUAAACCGAAAGCAAAGAAAAAGAAGCCAUGUUGUCUUUUGUAAAAUUCAAAAACUGAAAUGUCAAAUAAACCAGCAAAAAAUAUAAGAAGACCGACCUCAAACUGUUUUCAUGUAAGGAAUUCUGAAGUUGAUAAAUGAUACUGAAGGGAGCAGGUUGGAUAACAAGGACUGGUUAUGUAUCAGGUAUAAAGCCACUGGUAUGGACACAGUAGCUUGGCCACUAAACAGAUUGAGGUGUUAUGGUAAGAAUGUAUCAGUAAGCCUGUCUGGGUGACCACUCCUUUUAGACACUUACCUGUGGGAUAUCUCAGGUAUGUAAAAUAGACUACAGAUGUCAAGUGAAGGAUGUCCCCAAUCAGUGGUCUGUAGUCAGAUUGUUUUUUUAUGAUGCCUUGUUAUGUCAUCUAGGUCUCCUUCAAAUUUAUACAAAUGUCAUGUUAAACUUGUAUAUUUUCAUGAACAUGGCACGUUUGUGACAAGGUGCUUCAUUCUUACCUGAAAGAACGAACCAAAAUGUGAUUGACCUAAAUCAAUCUAGGCAGUUUAGGAUUGUAGAUAGUUUCUUUUUUUGUCAACAUUUGUUGGUGAAUAAUUUUGUAAAUCAGCUUUUGUUUACAGCAUGAGCAUACACAUUCUUAAGAUAGACUUCAUUCAGUUAUUUUGUUUUUGUUUGCUUUUAUCUGUUCUAGCUUUUUAUGUAGCAGAACCUUUUGUGUACAGGACUUAAUUUUAAUUUUUUAUGGUAUAAAAGUUUAUGAAAAAGGAAUAUAUUGGUGAUUGUAUUGUUAGCUAUGUCUGGUGUUGAAUCAGUUUUUUUUAUUCAGAAGCUUUUGUCCUACAAAAUCCAGUCUGUGCAAAUUUCAGUUCAAAUUGAUUUCUCAUUUACAUAAAUUAUGAAAGAAACUGAUAAAUGUGUGGCCAGUUGUGUUAGAGUUGCAUAUAAUUUCUUUAAAAGGUGUCAUUUAGUUGUACAGACAAAAUGAAUAGAAAAUUUCAGACAUGAUCAAAGAAAAGAUAUUGUUUAUUGCUUAAGGAGCCAAGAAGUCACAUCAGGACUGAAAUUCAGUUAUGGAUUUUGAGAAGUAGUACAGGAAAAAAGAAGAUUGUAAUGACCUGUGUAUUGGACACAACCGAUUGUUGUCUUUGUGUCACUUGCUGUGGAAUUUUAGAAGUACCACUGUACUUCGUACAUCUCCUCUUGCCACCUAUUUCAGUGAAUAAUGCCCUGUUGCACAAUUUUUACUCUGUAAAUUGUAUAUUUCAUUCAAUGAAGAACAUUUGAAAGAAUUAAUAAUCGCCUGAAGUAUGAAGUCCAUGUAAGGUGAAUGCAGUAUUCGCUAUGGGAUUGAAUGGUGACUGUCAUUCCUUCAAGAUCUAUUGGAAAACUUUUUUAAGCACAGAUUUGAACUAAAUUAUGAAGUUUGUUUUAACGUGUAGUGAAAGUAGUAUGACUGAUUUGGCCAGUAGUUUUCUUAAAUAUUGCUUUUUCUGGGUCACAUGAAGUUGUAAGGUCAUAUUGAAUCUAGCAUGUGUUAUCCAAGGUAGGUAAAUCUGUUUUCAUUUAUCAAGGGACAUAAAUCUAUGCCUUGGGAACUAAAUUUUAGUUUACUCUGAUUGGGUGUACUGUAACAUAUAUUAUUAAUAAUUACCUGUGCCAAUAAAAUAGUUGACCAUGCAGACAAAGAAAUGUGAACAUUAUGCCUUUGCCAUUCUAUGAAUUAUGCAAAAAUUGUGAUGCUUCUGGAGAGGCUCUUUUCCAGAGUGAUCCGUCAGCUGUCUGAGGCCAGACUAACAGUGGGUUCCUACUCCACGUCACCUUUUAAUGGUUCAUUAUCACAUGCCAUGUUGCUUGGUACAUGUACUGUGCGCAUUCAAUGGUGUAAAAUCCUUUGACAUUGUUGGUCUCGUCUGCAAAGCAAUGACUGGUUUGAAUGUAUUUUAAUUUAGAAACAUUCAUCACCUUGUAGCAUCAACGCAUUUUAACAAUUCAACAAUGGCCAAAAGAUUGUGUUUUGUUAAACUUGUUGACUUUUGUAUAGGAAUCAGAUCAUGACAGUCAUCCAUCAGAUCUGAUACUAAAUACAUACUAAACUCCUACAUAGCGAGUUAAAAAGGCCAAUGUUGUGCAGCUUGCUUAUGUUGCUUUACUCAUUUUGUUUGAGUCUUUCACAUAUCUGAGUGGUUAGUUGUUAUGAGUACUUUUGUUAUCACCCAUUAAUUGUGGACAAUCUUAAACUACAUAUUUGUAUUUUGUAUAAAUGCAUAGAUUUACAUGCUUAAAUAUUGUACUGUAUUCGCUUGAAUAUUACUGAUCAGGCUUGGGUGUAUAUACACACACAUAUAUAUAUAUAUAUAUAGAUCUUGAAAUAUAUCUGUGCUUUUGUGUGUUUUCUGAAAAUCUUUCUAAGUUUCUCUCAUAUACAUAACAAGUUACAUUUUAUAAAUUUUGAAGUGUAAGAAAAAAAUUGUUAAUUAUUGAAAUCUUUUUAGAAGUGUUGAAGUGUCAAAGAAAACAAGAAGCUGAUUAUUGAAAACUGGUACAUUGUGCAUGUAGUUAUUGAGCAGUUCUUGCACAUUUCACUAGUCUACAUUUGUCAUAAUGUUGCUACUUUUAAACUGGAGGUCAAUUACAAUCUGCUGACAUGGGAAGUGAUGUUCAACGAAUGCAUGAAUGUCACAGGUUAUAUUAGUACAGUGCUUGCUUUUUUAUUUCCUUUUUUGGCUUCCAAACUUCAUUAGCUGUGUGUAGCUACCAUUUCGUGGAGUAGGCAAGGUUAGCGUCAGACGACUGGUUCACAUAUGGAGUACACUUACAGACAUAUAUUUUUUGGAAGUAGAUAGGAAAUGUCCUUGGGCUUUGUCAAUUUCAGAAUCUUUGUACAGUAAAACCUGUCAAUAAAUCCAGUUUUUAAGAAAUAAGUGUUUCAUUUGAAUGUCCUA